AUUUGACAAUUUUUUUCUGAUUUACUUUGGAUUUCCCUUCUGUACCGCUUAUCCUUGCUUACUUUUCCACCUGGUCAAUCUGUUUUCUUCAUUUCCCAUCGGGGUUUGCUCCCGUCUCUACUCUGUUUAUUUGGGUUUGCCUUUUCCCUUCUGGCUUCCCAUUUGGGUCUUUGCCCAUUUUUUUGCCAUUCACUGUUUUCUCGAUUCCUCUUUUGAAUCCGUCUUCCUUAUGGUCAGUUCCUUUUCUUCAUUUCUCAUCUGGGUUUUUUUUUCCCCUGUAUAUUAAACCAAGUUUUUUCCCCCUGUUGUGUGUUUUUUGGCUUUUUGCCCUUUUGUGCUAUUCAUAGUUUUUCCAGUUCCUCUUUUCCAUCUGGGUUUUCUUUUCCCUCUUUGGUCCGCCCCAGUUUUGUUCUUUCUUUAUUUGUGAGUUGCAGACACCUUUGAUUUGGUUUAGGCACCAAUACCGUCAGUGAAAGAAGUUUUCUGAGUCUAGAAACAGCUAGAAGAAUGAAGUGUUUCUUUCCCUUCAAGGAUAAGUCCAAGUCCCGGGAAAGGAAAUCGGCUCCUGAACUGAAAAACCAUACUAGUACAUCGGAAAAUCCGGCACCAGAUCGGAGCGCAAAAUCAUUAGGUUCAACGUCAACGCCACCACGGAGCAUACCAGAACUGUACAGAGACAAUCAGCAGAAUUUGAGAGUCUUCUCCCUCACAGAGCUCAGAAAUGCAACUAAUGAUUUCAACAAGUUGUUAAAGAUUGGAGAAGGUGGCUUUGGGAGUGUAUAUAAGGGUACAAUUAAGCCUUCCGAUGGGCGUGGUGAUCCCAUUGUCGUUGCCAUUAAAAAGCUUAACAAACACGGCUUGCAGGGUCAUAAACAAUGGCUUGCUGAAGUCCAAUUUCUGAGUGUUGUCAAUCACCCAAACCUUGUAAAACUUCUAGGAUACUGCUCUAAAGAUGGGGAAAGAGGGAUUCAACGACUAUUGGUGUAUGAGUACAUGCCCAAUAAGAGCUUAGAAGAACAUCUUUUCAGCCGCACAGCGGCACCUCUGCCUUGGAAAACAAGAUUAGAAAUUAUCCUUGGCGCUGCUGAAGGAUUGGCUUACCUGCAUGAGGGAUUGGAAGUCCAGGUGAUCUAUCGAGAUUUCAAGUCGUCAAACGUGCUCUUGGAUGAAAACUUUAAGCCAAAGCUUUCCGACUUUGGGCUUGCUAGGGAAGGCCCAGUUGGUGAUCGGACUCAUGUAUCAACAGAUGUAAGUACUAAUGUAUCAACAGAUGUGGUUGGAACAUUGGGAUAUGCUGCUCCAGAAUAUGUUGACACUGGCCAUCUUACGAUCAAGAGUGAUAUAUAUAGUUUUGGCGUAGUGCUAUAUGAGGUCAUAACUGGCAGGCGUACUUUGGAAAGAAACCGGCCACCCAAGGAGCAGAAGCUUCUAGAAUUGGUGAAGCAGUACCCAGCUGACAGCAACAGGUUAAGCAUGAUCAUUGAUCCACGGCUCAGAAACCAUUAUUCUCUGGUCGCAGCUCAGAAGAUCGCCAAGCUGGCAGAUAGUUGCCUUAGAAAAAAUGCAAAUGAUCGGCCUACAAUGAGUCAAGUGGUACUGAGCUUGAAAGAAGCGACACAAGAUUCAGAAGCAAUUUCUUCGGAGAAUAGGAGCGAGGGCACGUCUGCAUCCAAGCCGGUUGCUUUAAACAAGCCCCCACGCCGCCAAACGGAAAUUACAGAGACUGCAACCAGGCCAACUCAGUUACCUCAACCUAGACAUACAUCGAUUAGGGUAUAAAUGGCUGAGCAUCAAAUAUGUAGCAGAUGCAGGUCUCUUGCAGCUGCAGCUCUGGGCUAAUGAGGUUUGGACCCCGGAUCCAUGCGUCUCAAAGGGAAGGGACUAGAGUCUUUCUUGGACCUAACAUCACCCCGGAUCCCGGAUCAUCGACUGGCCGGGCCUGGCCUGGCAUAUCCAUCUAUCUAUCUAUAUAUAUCGAGUAGUGUUUUGGAAUGAAAAUAUUUAAUAACCAAUUUUUUUAUUCGACAAUGUUCAUCUUUUGGUUCCCCAGCCUUCUCUAUUCAGAGGUUAUUUGUUUAUUUAUUUAUGGAAUAGGGUGGCGGCGGUCUGAAAGGAUGGCUGGAAUUUCAUGCAACUGAGUGAGGGAGGGGAGGGGAGUGGAUUGUAUGCGUCAUCUUGACUCUAAAUUACGGAGUUUUGAGCUUUGAUAUUUUCUGCGGCAAAUUACUCUGCCCUUCUCUCUCUCUCUCUGUCUACCAUUUGGAAAAGCGUGCUUGUCUUGACCCUAAGAGAAGAAAAUAUUCAUUAUGCAACCCCCCAAGCAUGUGUCACGUAAAUAAUGUUACCAACUCUCUUCUCUUGUUGCAAUACAUCAUAUAAUAUUAUUUAUUUAUUUGGGUA
This is a messenger RNA of Diospyros lotus (date-plum), 2400 nucleotides long. RefSeq names its product probable serine/threonine-protein kinase PBL19. The transcript is spliced from 5 exons. The record is from RefSeq and is a predicted model, not a curated record. Gene Ontology annotation, biological process: protein phosphorylation. The coding region runs from base 508 to 1779 and encodes 423 amino acids. Gene Ontology annotation, molecular function: protein kinase activity; ATP binding. NCBI's taxonomy places the organism in Eukaryota, Viridiplantae, Streptophyta, Magnoliopsida, Ericales, Ebenaceae.